CAACACAAGAUUGCUCUGUAACUUUGCAACGAUCGACUCAUUAGAGUGGAUUUUCAUCGAAUUUUGUAGAAAGAAUAUUAUUUUGACAUGUCUGUUAGAACUAUAGAUUUCACCUCCAGUGCAUAUGCUAAAACAAAGAGCUUCAAGGCGAAAGAAAAUGCCACAUCCGCCUCGAAAAUCAAGGAAAAAAGAACAGCUGAAAAUCAGCUUUCAGGCGUCAAAAGUUCUUGGACCCCCCUGAAACAAGAUUUGAAUGAAAAGGUCUGUUUUUCGAACACACUGUUUCCUCUUGUGUUGGAUUUACAGAUUAAUGCAAAAACAAUUAAUUUUGCAGCUCUUUGAUGAAAGGAAAGAACUUGUCAGCAACUGGGUGAGUUUAAAUUCAUGCUACAUGUACAAACUCGUCUGUACAGAACACCGCGAGCACAUCAGUAUCACUGUUAUGUCAAUAUUAUAUUAAUCGCUUGUUCUUCUUCAAAAAGUCAUCUUCACAAGGCUAAGUGUAUAAACUUACGUAUGGCUCCAUACGUUAAGGAUUCGUUGACAAAGGAAAUAUCAUUUAUUUAUUCUUUGGGCUUACUAAAAGCACCUACUUUUUGUAAUGGAUUUCUUUUACUAAUUUUACAGUUAAGUUUUUAGCUCUGACAAAGGUAUUUAGUAGUGUUUGACUUGCUGUUAAACAGUAAUCUUAUAAACUACCACAGCGUUACCUUUCUUUUUUUUCUUUUUUUCUGACUUAAAUUUACUGGCUAAUUUACUCGUCACAACCACCGAAUUACAGCGUUUUGUAUGAGAAAUGAUUACAACAGGCCUCAUAUUAUACUGACAAACACUUUUAUGGUCACAAUAAAAGUAUCUGUUGAAUCACUUCAUUUCACGUUUCAAAACUUACCACCUUUGUUUUUAACUGGGUUAAUCAUGUAUAUCUACCCUCUCAAAAUAAAGAACAUUGUAUUGUAUUGUAUUGUAUUGUAUAAGAAAAACAAAAUCCUUCUCAUUAAAUUUGUUCAUUUCAUGAUUUCAGUUUGACAGAUGGUCAGAUGCUCAAAGAAGAAUCAUUCUUGAAAUCCUGAUAUCAAAAUGCAAGAACUCUCAACUACAAUACACAUUCUCUUUGAUCGAUGAAAGAAUUCCUAUAACUCAUGUUGAUUUCACACGGAAACUCCCACGAGUCAUAACAGUGUACAUAAUGUCAUUUCUGGAUCCUCGAAGUCUUUGUCGCUGCGCACAAGUUUGCUGGUUUUGGAAAUAUUUAUCUGAACUGGAUCAGAUCUGGAUGCCAAAGUGUUUCAAGUUUGGUUGGUUAUUGCCAUUUGUACCGACUCCUUAUGAACAAGGAGUUUGGAAGAGACAUUACCUUGAGUGUGUGAGAGGAUUACAGUACAUGAGACCUAAGGUAGAGGAGAGGUUUUUUGUUUUGCUUUAAUAAUUUACUAAAAGCAGGCAUAAAAACAUGUAUUCAAACAGGGCUUAAAAAAGCUUGAAUUCCAGCUUGUCCUUUGGGGAAGCAGCUCUCACAUUUUGCCACCCUUGGUCACUUCUUGCUUGUGUUUCUUAAUGAUUCACUUGUCUUAGAAGAUGACUAAUGGCUGGUCUCUUGCCCAUUGGGCAGGUGAGCUAUAAAAGGUACUUACCAAACAAGAAAAAUAUUAUUGGAACUAUUGGGCAGGGUGUUUUUCGAACCCUGAUUGAACUAUCUCCUCCACAGAGUUUUCCUCUGGGUAUAAAAUGAAAUUACUGAAAAAUAGUCCGGGUGCGGGGUUAUGAUUCCCUGGCAGGCUUUGUUUUCACAUAUCCCCAGCCUCAGAGGAAAAAGCCUAGAAGAUCUGCCAGAUGUUUGAACCUGAGUUAAGUUUUUACAUAAGGUGGAUAGCUUUAUGUGCUGCAAAAACCUCAUCUAGUAUAUAUGUAGUGCAACUCUUAUCCACUAAAUGGUGAUUUAUCAGGGAGAUGGCCUUUAUAUUUUGAAUAACUUUUAAAAGUUUGUUGUUUAUUUUAAAACAAGUUUUUUCUUUGUUCUUGACACCCUUGUAUCUUGCUAUCUUGUUCAGAGCUUAUAGCUCCAAAAAAUGUUGAGACAAUCAAACAUCUCAUAAUGAACUUACCUCUACAAUAUGGACACAUCUUAUUCAGGGACAGUUGAUUUGUUCUCAAAUGAAAAAUUUUGUACAAUUCCUUCCACUUUGAAGUAAAAACCUCUUUCCCUCUGGUGUCCAUAUAAGGGAGAUUUCACCAAAUUACAACACCACACUUUUAGGUAAAGUUUUAAUUCUAUUAGAGACCUUCUUAGGGAGGGAGGUACAUAUGCCCCCAGUCUGAAUUUCAAUUGCAGUCAUUUUGCAUUUUUAGUCCUGAGUAGGCCACGUCUUGACAGUAUUUAAUCCAUCUUUAUGUCGUUUGUGUCCAUUUCAUUUAGUGCUAUGUUGCUGUUUCAAGGCCAUGUCGCUUUGAGAUUUUACCCUAAUGGGACCUCUCUUUAAUCUAGGAAAUAUAUUGCCUGCAUAGCAGCUGCUCCAUCUCUUUUUUGCUCCUUUCACAUGGUACAUGGUAUAAAAGAAUGUUAAAGCUGACAUUUUAGGAACUAGCUUCGUACUGGUCUAUGUUUGAAAUGUAAGCUUUUGACCCCGAUCUAUACAGUGGCCAAUAUUCACCAUUUUUUACCUCAACGUGCUCAUAAUUAUUUUCUGUGUUUUGCCUCCCACCUCUAACAAAUUGGUCACUUUAUCCUUUAAGCCCCAAUAUCCAAAUACAAAAUCUUCACUUCAGACUGACUUCAUACAUUUGUGUACAGAAUUGGUUGAGAGAAUUUGAUAAAAGGUCUUUGGUUCUCAUAAACUUGAUCAUUAAUUUAUAAUUAGGAAUGAGAAUUAAAACACAAAACCUUUUUUAACAGUCACCACCAGGUUCUCCAAAGAUAGUUCCCGCUGAAAAAACAAUAUCACGUAGUCAGAGUCAUGGCAGCCUGUUUAAAAAGACGAAUAAAAAGCCAGCAGCAAGCCAUGAUGUCCCUCCCUGGAGGGGUCCAGAUCCUCGUCCUAAUGAUAUUAAAAGAAGGCUAACUACUGAAGGACAUGUAGGGGGGUGCAGGUGAGUGUUACAACUGCACAUCAGUUUAGUAAUUCUCAUAAUCCUUACUCUUGAUGAUCUGCUAAUGUUGUUAGGAGAAAAUUGAUGUUGGUCACUCUUGGGACCUAAAGGAUUAAGGUGGAGUACAUUGUAUUCACAGGGCUGUGCUUCAAAAGGGCCCUAUGGCCCCAACCUGGCGCCCAUUUUUUGCUCUCACUUCAGGCUGGACAAUGGUCAAUGUCUGGCCAAGAUGACCAUUUGUCCAGAAAAACGUUCGGUUUGCAGGUCAUUUUGAGAAGACAUAUUUAAAAAUACGUGACCAGCAAAAAAGAUAUAUUUUUACUCCAUCCAUUAGACCUCUGAGGUUUCUGUCAUGAGGACAAGUAUGACUAUCGUUUUUCACUUAACGUUUGCUUAUAACGAUAAUAAUUUUAACAGUCACUUGAUAAUUAUUGACCAGUCAGAAGAGAGACAUGGCUGAGCUAAAAUUUCUUUGGCCAGUCAAUACGACCGGCAACAACUCAAACGUUUUUGAGCCCUGAUGUCUACCUAAAACUUGCUCAUGUCCGACAAAAUCCCAAACUCAUUCACAGGGGAUUUGCACCGUAAUUAAAGAGGUUAUAAGUCAACCAUGAUGUAUUUUCAACAGAUUUUCUGGUGUGUGUAUAAUAAGGGCAGUGAUCUGGCCGGAGAUAUGCCCUUUCUAAAAGGAAAAAUCAUAUGCGGGCUGGAGCAUCGGCGUAAGCAACUUUUCCCACAGAAAUGAAGGCAAGAAGGGGGCAAAAGAGAAACAAAAAAGGAGGCCAGAGCAGGUGGAAGAAGUCAAGGUGGUGCAAUGGCAUUCCGUUUCUCCCAACUUGAAGUCUCGAAAGUUUGCCUCCUGUUUAUGCCUGAACUUUAAAGAAAACCUGUGAAUUGGCAUCAGAAAGAAAACCCAGCCUAGUGCUUGACUCAGUUGUAAACAAUGUUUUCGAGAACAAACCGUACAUACAUUGACACUUUUUUGUUUUUGUUUUUGUUUGUAUCAAGACGCUGCCAUAUGUCUUCACAUACAGAACACAGUGAUCAACACGAACAGACGCCUAAAAAGGGAACAACCGCUAAAUCUACCAAACCAAGAAUACGGCCAGCUACGGUAAGACUACAGUUAAAAGCUUUAGGAACCCAUGAGUCAUCUCAUAUUAGCUCAUAUUAGAGUAGGUGGAAUAUGAUUGUCCGGGAGAGUAUAGCCGGGGAAGACAACCGACAUUUCACGAUGUUACCACUGGUUUUCUGGCGAAAUGGCGUCUGAGGAACGACUGCAGAUAUUCCUUACUGAUGACGUGCCACUACCCAGAUCUGUUUAGUGCUUCUCAUUGGUCGUGCCAAGAAGGGAAAUUUGCCUCAACCAAUCAGAAGCAUUGCCCUGAUCUGGGUAGUGACGCGUUGUCCGUAGAUGUCAUUUCGCGGGGAAACCAGCGGCGGCGUCACAGUGAAAUAAUCGUCUGUUGUCUCAGCUACUGAGAGCGUAGUCCUGAAUACGACUUUUGUUGUUGACUGUGUGGUAGCCAUCUUCUUACAGUGGCCUUGUUACAGUAGUUCAUUAUGUAUGAUCAUACUCAAAUCCUUUUAUUUUGAACACAGCCGACUGGAAAACUUGCUUAUAACAGUGACACUGCAUGCAGGUAGAGGAGAAGAAAUUUCGAUUUACGUGCUUUAGAAGAGGAUUAAAAUCGAUGUAACAAAAAAUACUAACAGGUGAAACAGGAUAGAAACAAAAGAAAUACAUUUUCUACAAAUUAAGUCUCGGUAGGCAAGCAUAACCCGUUCUUUCAGGGUUAUUAUUCAUGCAAAAUUCAUUGACAGGUUCUAUAUUUCGUGAAGUUUACUGUUACCUAAGAGUCACGAAUUAAGUAAAACAGAACACGUGUGGUUUGUGUAUCAAGUGUACCAUUCGUUAUAUGUAACAUUUCAGGCAAAUUUUGCACCCGAAACUGAAGCAGCAGGAACCAAGUUUAACAGCAGAUCUGGGCGCCCUGACUGGGCGGUACAGGCAGCCAUAACUCCUGUCCGAGCAAAUCGUCCACCACCCCCAGAGCUGAAACCCUCGGCGCAGUCCCUUGGAAAUGCAAGAGGGGUCAGAGAUCGACCAGGUAUAUACUAGUUACGCGAUGCUUGUGCGUGAUAUACUGUGAAAUACUUCCAGAGUGACUCACUAUAGUAAGUUAUGUACAUAUAUACUAGUUCAUAUUUUGAAGAGAACCCGUAGCCUGGGAUACUGCGGAAUAUGCAUCGUUUUUUCUUUUCUGCCCUGUAUUCUUCAGGGCAUUGGAUAAGUGCACGUGUACAGGUACAUUUUUUUUAAGCUGUUAAAGGGGCUGUGUCACGGCAGUGCUGUUCAUUUUGUUUAAAUUUGCCAAUUACUCGCCCUUAAUCGCUAUGGAACUUUAAGUGAGCAAAAGAAAUUACAUGUAAAUGACAAAAUCAGGGACCCGAGACAAGCAAAUAUGUCUCCUAAGCAUUAUUUUUGAAGUUGCAAGCAGCAGGGAUCAACUUUGAAAAACUUUUAGGUUGAACAGUUUUCAAAAAUCCUAAUUUUAAUCCGUUUCAAUCUUCUUCAGUUUUGCCCAUCCGUGACAUCUGCUGUAUCUGUUAUGUUAUUUUAACCUUCCUUUAAAGUUUUAAGCGGUUAUUUUUAUGUUUCUCUUAAUUUAACGGGCAUGAUAAUUUCCUAAUUUGGCUGAAUUUCGUGACACAACUCUUUUAAACCUGUAGAAUAAAAGAGUUCAAGGUGGUGUGUAAAUCAAUGUGGGCUUGGCUUUAGCUUUCGUUAGAAUGAUUUCCUUGUACUCACAACUGACUCAACGUGUACAUCGACUAAGUUGCUUUUCUUUUACACUUCUCUUCUUUGUGCUACUUUUAUGUAAAGCGUCGUGCGAGGCCUCGUUGACCCCCAGUUAGGUGUGGUCUAUCUGUCUUGGGGAUAGGGCCCGCAGUCAUUGGCGUCAUGCUGUUGAGUUGUCCUUGCAAAAUAUAAUUGGCAAAUCUAAGUAUACAAAUAUGAAGCAAAUAAAUUCAAAUUAUCUUUCUUGUUUUAGGCGCGGAGUUGUUCAGGAGUCAGCCUUGGACAAGACCACCCGACUAUGACUCUGACUAAAGAUACAAGACUGACAUUUUCCACUUGGUUACAAAUUCAAUUCCGGAUAGCCAUUUCGUCCACUUCCUGGCCAAUAUAAGAGAAUAAUUUUAGUUUUAUGAAAAGUUGAAGAAUAAAAGCACAGUAAGAAACUCUGCCAACAGAUUUUAUAGACAAAAUUGACCAACUAAGGAAAAUGUUUUACAAGGAAUGUUUUAUAGUCAUACCUUAUACAAAUCUUUACCUAUACUUAGCCCGUAAAGCGUCAAAAUAUGUACGCAAGUAAAUCUUAGUAAAAAAAAAAGAACAGAAUACUUUGUAUAUAAAGCUAGUAAGACAACCAGAAUACUGUCGUGGAAUAUAUUGUUCAUCCUGUUAAUACUAUUUUAAUGAUAUUAUCAUGUUGAACUUUGUUUUCCGUUGUACUGCAGGGUUUUAUAACUGGAGUUUGUUAAAGAAAACGUAUUUAUUUAAUUUUUUUUAUUUAAUGUAAUAUAGCAGGCGCUCUUGAAUAUAGCAAUUGAAGUACGUAAGAGGGUGAAUUAAGAGGUCAAUAAAGGUUCAUAAGGUCAUUUAUGCAGUGCUAGAUCGUUCUUUGAAACUUUUGAAUCUGUGGAUGAAAUCCUAAAGUGU
Messenger RNA from Porites lobata, 6814 nucleotides. The record is from the annotation of a GenBank genome assembly. Lineage: Eukaryota; Metazoa; Cnidaria; Anthozoa; Scleractinia; Poritidae.